This is a messenger RNA of Scleropages formosus (Asian bonytongue), 3457 nucleotides long. RefSeq names its product protein associated with LIN7 2, MAGUK p55 family member b (gene pals2b). The transcript is spliced from 12 exons. Gene Ontology annotation, molecular function: protein binding. NCBI's taxonomy places the organism in Eukaryota, Metazoa, Chordata, Actinopteri, Osteoglossiformes, Osteoglossidae. The record is from RefSeq and is a predicted model, not a curated record. Bases 694 to 2316 code for a protein of 540 amino acids.
GUGUGUGUGUGUUUUAGGUGGAUUGGUGACUCUGAAUUGUCCAUAGAUUCUGUAUAUGCACGUAGAUGAAUGAGUGUGUGAUGUUGCCCUGCAAUGGACUGGUGUGCUGUCCAGGGUGUCCCCCCCUGCCUAACACACUAUUCCUCUGGGACAGUCUCCAGACCACUGUGACCCUGCACUGGACAACUAGUUGUUAAAGGAUGGAUGGAGGGAUGGGUGGAUGGAUUGUCCACUGGAGAUUUCCGGUGGACUUCAGCCAAGCCCGACACGAACUACAGUGAGAGACAGUCGAGAACAGGUAAACUCAACGGCAAUAAGAACUAAUGCAACUGUUCGGUUGCCAACGGGGCUGACGAAAAAGGAGUUGGAGUUCCCCCUACGCUUUAUGAGACUUGAUUGACAGGCUCUAUUUGCAGCCUUUGACUUAUUAGCACAAGUGAUGCUGAGAAAGCAGAGUCAGGCUGCUCCUCAAAUCCGCCGUGCAGCAGAAGCUCGGAGAUCAUCGGUUUUUCGGUGCUUCCUGUUGGGCGCGCAGAGUGUGCGCGCAAACAACGAAGAAACAGUUUUGCGUCGGUUUCGGCGAACGGCCUAUAUGUGGUACCGUAGUGUGUUUCAUCUCGGCACCUCGGUCCAACGGCUCUACGGUACAGCAGCCCGAUGAAACGUGUGUGAGGCUGCGUGAGUCACGCAGCCAUGCAGCAGGUCUUGGACAACCUGGGUGACCUGCCCUCCUCCACCGGGGCCAAAGACAUCGACCUUCUGUUCCUCCGCGGCAUCAUGGAGAGCCCCGUCGUGCGCUCGUUGGCCAAGGCUCACGAGACGCUGGAGGACGUGAAGCUGGAGGCCGUGCAGGACAACAACGUGGAGCUGGUGUCGGAGAUCCUCGGCGACAUCAGUAACCUGAGCCGCCGCGACGACAGCGCUGCGGAGUUGUCCAGGAUCCUCAAGGAGCCCCACUUCCAGUCGCUGUUAGAGGCCCACGACAUGGUGGCCUCCAAGUGCUACGAAGCCCCGCCCCCGAGCUCGGAGGUCAACAGUGACGCGGCGGCAAACAGUGCGCUGAUGCAGGCCGACGCCGUACGCAUGAUCGGGAUCCGCAAGAAGGCCGGGGAGCCCCUGGGCGUGACGUUCCGGGUGGAGAAGGACGAGCUGGUCAUCGCCCGGAUCUUGCACGGCGGCAUGAUCGACCGGCAGGGCCUCCUGCAUGUGGGCGACAUCAUCAAGGAGGUGAACGGGCGCGAAGUGGGAAACAACCCCACGGAGCUGCAGGACAUGCUGAAGGAGUGCAGUGGCAGCAUCACGCUCAAGAUCCUGCCCAGCUACAGGGACACGCCGUCCGCUGGAGAGGUGUACGUGCAGGCGCACUUUGACUACAAUCCAGGCAACGACAAUCUGAUCCCCUGUAAGGAGGCGGGGCUCCCCUUCGCCAGGGGCGACGUCCUCCAGAUCGUCAACAGGGAGGACCCCAACUGGUGGCAGGCCUGUCUUGUGGUGGGCGGCACCACCGGACUCAUUCCCAGUCAGUUCCUGGAGGAGAAGAGGAAGGCGUUUGUCCCCAGAGACUGGGAUGGGUCAGGAACACUUUGUGGGACAGUGAGUGGGAAGAAGAAGAAGAAGAUGAUGUACCUGACAGCCAGAAAUGCAGAGUUUGAUCGCCACGAGCUGCAGAUCUACGAGGAGGUGACCAAGGUGCCCCCUUUCCAAAGGAAGACUCUGGUUCUGAUCGGAGCGCAAGGAGUGGGCCGGCGGAGCCUGAAGAACAGGCUCAUUGUGCUGCACCCGAACCGCUUUGGCACCACCGUCCCAUUCACCAGCAGACGCCCUCGGGACGAGGAGCGGGACGGCCAGUCGUACCGCUUUGUGACUCGGACCGAGAUGGAGGUGGACGUCAAGGCCGGACGCUACCUGGAGCACGGAGAGUAUGACGGCAACCUCUACGGAACCAAGAUAGAAUCCAUCCACGAAGUGGUGAAGACGGGCCGGACCUGCAUCCUGGACGUCAAUCCCCAGGCCCUGAAAGUGCUGAAGACGUCCGAGUUCAUGCCGUACGUGGUGUUCAUCGCCGCGCCCGAGCUGGACACGCUGCGCGCCAUGCACAAGGCGGUCGUGGACGCCGGGAUCACCACCAAACUCCUGACGGACAUGGAUCUCAAGAAGACCGUUGAUGAGAGCGCGAGGAUCCAGAGGGCCUAUCGACACUAUUUCGACCUGACGAUUGUCAACGACAACCUGGACCGGGCCUUCGAGAAGCUGCAGGCCACUGUGGAGAAGCUCUGCGCGGAACCGCAGUGGGUGCCGGUCAACUGGGUCUACUGAGCAGAGCCGGCGCGGGCGGGUGUGCGAGCGAGCGAGCGAACGUGCGUCGUCACGCCUGCGUGCGCACGGUGAUGAAAGGCGAAGGCGACUGGGGGGGGAGGGGCCUAACAGGAGCCCUGUCCGUACUGGACUCCACCCGCUGCAUCAGAGGCACAACCCUCCGUGUACAGUACACACAACUUUUUUCUAAGCUGCAAAGGGAAGAGUACCUAUUUAUUUUAAUAUUUACAACUUUUUACAGAGUAUCUUUGUAUUCAACUUGGGAAAUUAAACAAAAGAAACUGUGAAAAUGGUUACAGCAUUUUUUUUUUUUUUUUUUUUUUUUUUUAUUUAUUGUUUGUAUUCUAGUUGUUUCCAGCCAAAGCCAAUAGUUUAUUGAUACAACUAAACGUACUGGACAGGUAUUUGUUGGGAAAGGUCUGACCCCGACUGCUUUUUCCAGAAGAAGGCUACGGCCCGGCCGGGUCGCGGCGCCACCUCACCGGAGCAUCUGCGGCUUAGUACGCUCUCUGCUCUACGCGAAUCUGUCUCCGUCCCUGUGGUCCGCCUCUCCGCCCCGUCCUCGUCUCUGCGCCAUUCUUCUACAAGCCAUGUUUGAUCUCUCACCUUUAUUUAAAAAAAAAAAAAAUACUUUAACAGUAGACUGCAGUGAUGUACAGCUCAUCAUUUCGAGGGGGGGGGGACCUGUAUUGUAAACCCCUCUAUCUGUUGCUUGUUGUAUCUUUGAUCGGUCGCCUCCUGCUUUAAACUGCUUUUAGGUUUCUCGUGCUUAUUUUUUGUGGCCGCGGGUUCAACUUGAGGUCCAGGUGUACGUGUGCGAGUCCGCUUUGGGUUUUCCGUUUCUCCGGAGCGGCGUCCUCUCCCGGGGGCUCGGCGCGCUCCACGUUGUGUGUAAUGCCUCAUCUGUCAGUGUGAUGCUGUGCUUCCUGUACGUGUUAAAGGCCGACGCGGAACGCUUCCCGCGGAGCGUCCGCCGACGAUCCCCGCCCCGACUUGUUGUCAUCAUCCUCAAUAAACGUGUGAUAUUUGUCUGUUUUUACUGAAAGGCCGUCCCACCUCCUCCGGACCUCUUUUGCAGCGACUGGGCCUGUAUUUGCAAAUGGCAUUUUCAGUAACUGUGAAAUAAAGGAAGUGGGAGUUG